This is a messenger RNA of Bombus terrestris (buff-tailed bumblebee), 20155 nucleotides long. It is a transcript of the gene E23, whose product is annotated as ABC transporter G family member 22. Bases 1560 to 3587 code for a protein of 675 amino acids. The transcript has 13 exons. Gene Ontology annotation, cellular component: plasma membrane. Lineage: Eukaryota; Metazoa; Arthropoda; Insecta; Hymenoptera; Apidae. Gene Ontology annotation, molecular function: ATP hydrolysis activity; ATP binding; ABC-type transporter activity. The record is from RefSeq and is a predicted model, not a curated record.
CGUAGCGUCCGAUUCAGUCUGCAUCCGACCGCCGCGAGUGUCGCGUCGUGAAGCUGUGGUCGAACUUCGGGGGGGACACGAGACUCCAAUACGAGUCAGAGUCUAUACGAGUGCUCAUAGUACAACAUCGUGAUCCCGUAUCCUAUAUCUAAAUCGUAUACCUAUCGGUUAUACGUCGUAUUCGCUUCUCAACCCUUGAAUCGUAAAUCGUAAUACGGGAGAGAAAAGAACUGGUGAAAAAUCGUAGUCGCGUGUAUUGGUGUUAUAUAGAGAGGGAGAGAAAGAGAGAGCGGGUCACUGAACGACCGUACGAAGGUAGAAAGAGGGAGAACGAGAAAAUAAAAGAGGGACGGAGAGGGAUUUUCGUCGCGACGUAUACAUACGUAUAUACACGUGCGAAACCGAGGAGAGACGUGAAACACGCGCGUGCGCACCCGCGUAUCACACAUAUACACAUAUAUACGAAAAAGAGGGAGAGAGAGAAAUAACGACGACACGGCGCAGGAAGAGGUAAGAGAACCAGUGACACCGGGAGGGUCGGGUGUUCCUCGUGCAAAACCGCCACCGGAAUAUAUGUCGUGAGUGUGCGGCCGAAGAUCCGCGGAUAGAGGCCGGCCGAUAGUGCGUUCCGGGGUUUAAGAAGGGAAAAAAAGGCGAAGACUCUCUCGGUUGAAAAGCAAUGCGGGUUCAUUGACUGCGUGCCGCGCAAUGGCCGCAUGUUCGUGGCCGAUGCACAGUGCAUGUGUGACAGGAGCUACGAGGAGGACGACGCCGAGGACGACGAGGCCGAAGAUACCGGCUACGACCAAUAUCAAACUCGAGACCUACUGAAAGUUCUUCUUCUUCUCCUUCUUCGGGUCCCUACAUGAUCGAGAAACUCAUCUCGAUCACAGGCAGCGAUAACAGCGAGGAGCACUGGAAUUUUUCGUGCUUUUUACACAGUCGCAGCCGAUCUCCGCAGAACUCUCCCACGGAACGCCGCACCUGCAAGGAUACUGUUAAUUUACCAGGACUCGUCAACAAACGCAAAACUUCGCUACGUUUUCGCUUGAAAUUUCACGAACUUUCAUAGUUAAUCUCUUAAUCUCCGAUUCCGACGACUCUACCAAAGACACAGAGAAUUCUGACGAGAACUUGAACGAUCUCAUUUAAAUUAUCUUUGAGAAAAGAUCACAAAGAAUACGCUGAUUCACUCGGAACCAGUGUACCGUGCACCGUACAUCAGCUUUAUAUCGAUCGGUUUGUCCGUUUCUAAAUUUUAUUCGGACUUAAUGCUCGCGACUAGGUGUUUGGACAGAAAAUCGGCACGGAGUCGCGGGAAUAGCUGGCGAAAAUGUUCGUUUGCUGACGAGAGACAACAGCAGGGAACUGAUCGCGGUGGAAAAUCGUCGUUGGAGAUCGCGUUGAACGUGUCGAGGUGGCGGGACUUAGGUGAGGAUAUUCCGUCGCGUUUGACGUCGUUGUCGUCGUCGUGGUGCGUUGUUCAGCCUGUGGUUCGGCAGUGAGAGAAAGAUAAGAGAGAGAGGCGGGCAGCUAUAACCGGCAACCACACGGUGGACAUGAUUAUUUCAAAGGAUCUGUUCCUCUUUGGCGACCAAGAUUACCUGCGCCUUCCCAGCAACGAGAAGCGCCAGCAACGGGCAAUGGGCCGACCGAUCAUCAAUGCUCCCAGAGUGGAAAGCUCAGCGUUGCAGUUGGUGUACCCGCUGGAUUCUCGUCCGGUGCAGCUAAUCUUCCGGGGGUUGCAGGUGGUCAAGGAGAAACGAGCCCUCCUCCGAGAUGUCUCGGGCGUUGUUAAACCCGGCGAACUUUUGGCCGUCAUGGGCCCCUCAGGUUGCGGCAAAACGACGUUAUUGAACUGCCUGUCAGGCCGUGUAGGCGUGGACGGGGGUGAAAUCUGGCUGAAUCGUGAAAGGCUGACGAAAAGAUGGCGCAGAAGAAUCUGUUACGUGCAACAGCAGGACGUUUUCUUUCCCGAUCUCACAUUACGACAGACUCUCGAGUACCAGGCGAGGCUCAGGCUUCCGGACACGUUUUCGCACUCCCAGAAGAUGCAGUGCGUGGAUCAUAUCAUCGAGGUCCUCGACCUCGCCGCCUGCCAAGACACCAUUAUCGGGGAUUAUACGAAACGAGGACUGUCCGGCGGCGAGAAGAAGAGGACGAGCAUAGCCUGCGAACUUCUCACCAAUCCCUCGCUCAUGUUGCUCGACGAACCAACGAGCGGACUGGACUCGCAUUCGGCACAAGGACUGAUUUCACGAUUGAAGAAAUACGCUGAACAAGAAGGCAAGAGCAUCGUGGUAACAGUGCAUCAGCCCAGUUCCAGGAUGUUCCACAGUUUCAGCAAGAUCCUGCUGUUGAGUCGUGGCCAGGUGGCAUAUUAUGGCCCUACAACGAACAUUGGCAGGUUUUUCUCUACGAUUGGACUCACGCUACUGCCACACUAUAACCCUGCCGAUUUUAUACUGGAGCAAAUAAAGGGGCCAGAAGAGGUUCGCGAGCGCAUCGUGGCCGCGGCGAGGAACACGAGACAGGGACCUGACUGCCCGCCGGAACUUCGUCCGGAGUACAAUCCAAGCCAGCAUCCGCUUUGCGACCAUCUGAUCCAUUAUCACGAACACCACAUCAGCCACAACGUGAAAGAAGACGAAGGUCGUACGCUGUGGUUGGACACACAAAGCCAUGCCAGCAGCAGUGCCAGUUCUGCGGACGACGACUAUGCCUGGCAGUGGCCCACCAGUUUCUGGUCGCAAUUUAAAGUAUUAUCAGAAAGAAACUUUCAAGAGGCACGGCCACGAAUGCUGUCUCGUCUGAAUUGGCUGCAAACGAUAGCUCUCGGCUUACUCGCUGGACUGUUGUGGCUAAGGCUUCCCAGAACAGAAGCGGCACUUCAUGAUAUCCAAGGCUGGAUGUUCUUCAGCACCACGUACUGGAUGCUCUUCGCGCACUUUGGUGCACUCUCCAGUUUUCCUCCAGAACGCGAGGUGAUCAACAAGGAGCGACUGUCAGGAUCGUAUCGGCUCUCGGCCUAUUACUUGGCGAAAAUGGUCGGCGAGCUGCCACUUACGAUUACGUUGCCCGCGGUCUACCAUAUCAUUAGUUACCCGAUGUUGGGCUUCCACAGUCCGGCAGUUUUCGUCACCCUGCUGGCGUUCCUCUUACUCAACACCGUCGUCGCUCAGAGCGUGGGAUUCUUCGUUGGUGCAUGUUGUCUGGACCUGCAAGUCAGUAUAACUGCGUCCGCGCUUUACACGCUCGCCACACAAUUACUUGGCGGUUAUUUGGCGACGGCGGUUCCGCCAUGGUUGGCAUGGGCCAGAUACGCGAGCAUGGUGCACUAUGCCUAUCAAAACAUGCAGAUUCUGGAAUUCGGCGUCGGCGAGCCGAUCACAUGCUCGCAGCCGAGCAAGUUCCAAGAGUGCAGGAACUCGACGACGAUACCGGUGUCUGCGAUUCUAGAAAGCCAGGGCGGCGCCAGGGGUUCCGGUCUUCCACUAUGGGCGAACACGGCCGUCCUCCUGGCGUUCCUAGUGAUAUUCCGCACCCUGGGAUACCUGGUGUUGCGCUACUAUCGCGUGCCCAAGUGAAACGGCGUACAAUGAGAAGAACCGCCUUUCUACUGCCGCCUUAUCCACGAAAUGUUGGAUCAUGGCCGCGAUCGACGGACGUCGGGACGGCCUCGCUACGCUAACGGGAACGUCAUCAUCGUCGUCGUCGUCAACAUCGUCGUCGAGCUUCCCUUUGACCCUUCGUUUCGCCCACGGGCAGCGACAAAGUAGCUCGCGAAACCGAACGGAACAACCCGAACAGAAACCGCGCGCGAAAGUUUAUUUUUCCAGGAUGCCACUGGUCGUCUCGAGACGGCGCAGGGCUUGGAGGUGGUGGUGAAAAGAUAAUCCUCGAACUGGCACGGGUACGUUUUACACCCUCGUAAUCAUUUUCCUACAGAAUUAGGUUCGUCGAAUCGAACGAAUCAAGCGGUUCGAAAGAAGCUGAAUCGAAUAAAAGACACCGAGUCGAACUGUAUAGUAGGACGAUUGAGAUUGCAGCGGGGAGAACGCGAUCGGAAAGAGGAAUUUUUAGAUUUUUUCCUCUGGCAGAAACCUUGUGUCGUACGCCUGUUCCGUGUAUUAUAUUUUGAGGAGUGGAAUGAAUCUUCAAAGGGGAGAGAUUCGAGGGGAGAUAAUUAGUCGAAGAAACUUUCUAGAAAGCGGAAUAGCUUGCCAAUUUUUCUGGGAUUUUUCUCUUUUCAACGCCGCCUACCAAACUAUCGAUACCGCUAUUUUAAUUACCGAGCGAUUAGCUACUAUUUUUAUUAAUUGUACACGCAUCUCGCAGAAUAGAAUACCUCAGACAGACAGGGAAAACCAGCGACCUAAGCGAAACGAGGGGUUAACAAAGAAAAGAAAAAAAGAAACCAAGAUAAUAGGGGUUGAUAGAGAGCGGAGAAAUAUAGGGGGUUUCCGCUCGUUCCCGCUAGCGGCGGGCGAUGAGAUAGAACGCGCGAAAACGCGUGAUCAAGAGACUUGGCGAAGACUAUACAUAAGAUUGUACACGUAGAGACUUUAUAUAUAUAUACAUAUAUAUAUAAUAGAUAGAUAGAUAUACAUACAUAUAUCACGCUAUCACGUGAAGUAAGAGGAAUACGAGAGAGGGUGGAUGAACACGAGAAAGCAUGCGGAGGGAACUCUUCUGUUUUAAUUUCUUGCGGAAACAAGGGUAUAAUGAUAGAGGAAAGAAUGUCUGUAUCUGUGUGUUUACGUAUAAAAACGCGAAAGUAUGUAAGAGUGAACGAGAACGAACGUGAGUGAGAAAGUGUGAGAGCCAUUUCUUUUUACUUUUUCUUUUUUUCUUUCUUUUUUUUUUCUUUCUUUCUUUCUUUAAUAUCUUUUGAAAGAAUCGAUGCGACGUCAUGGCGUCGCGGUACCGACUGAAAGAAAGGAAUCAUAAAACAAACACACACACACACACACACAUACACACGUGACAUUUGUACGACGAUGCAUAUUUCUUAAGCUCAUAGGAGAGGGAGAUGAGAAGAAAUAGGCAAAGCGGAAACUCGCGGAGAUAAUGAAACUUCACGCCACGUCGAGAAUCACCCUACACGAAGAAGAAAGAAACGCUUAGGUUUAAGAGACGUGAAAAUGUAGAAAAAGGAGAAGAAGAAGAAAAAAAGAGGAAGAUAAGAAAACGGAGAGGAACUUUUCAAAUCGUUCUUAGCGACUAUCCACGUUUUACUUUCUACGUUUUUAUUACCGCUGAACAAUCUAUCGCUGCUAAGACGAUAUUCACCCCUAGCUGAUAAGAUGGACAAGCUGCUGCUAAUUCUAUGGAUUAUGAUGAAACUACAUCUCUACCACUUAGUACUUUUUAUUAUCGGACGCUGUAAGUUGCGUUAAGGGAUAUAUCGAGCGAAAAACGACCGUUCAUAUACAUAUAUACAUAUAUAUACAUAUAUAUAUAUAUAUAUAUAUAUAUAUAUAUAUAUAUAUAUAUAUAUAUAUAUAUAUAUGCUGCCAAUUUUGAUCGGUUUGUAGAAAGAGGAAAGCGAUGAAGCGAGAAUAGAGUGAGAGGGAGAGAGAGAGAGAGAGAGAGAGAAACACGUGUGCAAAGAGCGAGAAUGGAGAAAAAGAAUUUUGGAAAGAGUUUGUGAAUGGAACAAUUCGAAUAGAAAUGGAGAAGGGAGAGCGAGCAGAGGUUUAUAGCAGUUAAUUGUUUGCACUUGUCGCGCAUUUUAAACAUCGGGUAACGACAUAUAAAAUAAUUCGAGGAAAGUCAAAGGAAAUACCCGACGUAUGAAAAUAUGUACGAUUUAAUAAGAAGAAGGUUCGUAAAAUGGUUAGGCUGGCUAUGGAAGAUUCGGCAUUCUAAGUCGAUCUUAGAACGUUUGUUGGUCUCUGACGUAAUCUGUGUGACGUUUCUCGAGGAGCUCGACACGUUAUGGGGAUCUAAAUGAAACAUUUAACGCGCGGUAUAAUAAAUUCAUUAGGUCUACCUUGUGUAUAUAGAAACAUAUAUAUAUAUAUACACACAUAUAUAUAUAUAUAUAUAUUUAGAAAAAUCCUAUAUAUAUAUUAUAUAAUAAUAAUUAUUCUUAUCAUUAUUAUUAUUAAUAUUAUUUUUAUUAUAACAAUUUUAAUAAUUAAUAUUAUUUUUUAUUAUUAUUCUAAUUAUUAUUAUCAUUAUGUAUAUGUAAAAACCGCGGACUGAACGAGGAGGCACGCGACGUUUUUAUUUUCUCUUUCUUUUUUAUUCAUUCUUGUACAUUCUUGCACCGACAGAUCGAACGGAGAAAAAAACGGGACACGAUACGAUGAGUAAGAAUAUCAUAACACACACGGGCGAAUACCAAGCGAACCACAAGUAUGUUUCUAUUCAGAGACUUUUUUACCAAACGAUCCAGUUGCGUUAGUUGCAAAAGUUCGAGCAUAUUCGAAUAGGGAAAAAAAGAAUUUUAACUGCAUGGCACAUAGGGAGGAAGAACGCGAUCAGACGAGAUCAAAUAUCCUUUUUCUUCCUCCCCGAAAGAGUGAGAAACCGUACAGCUCACCGUACAAAACCUUCAAAUAAACUUAUGUAUACACACACACAUACAUAUACAUGUAUGCACUAGACAUACAUAUACGUACAGAAGUCACGGAGAGCCAGUGUUUGUUAUUAGUAAGUAAUUAAAUAGAUUAGGUUGGCUGACGUGGAUCGGUCAGGAUCGAUCAAGAGGAACGCUGUGUGUCUUUUAGUCAGCCAAAACGAGUUACGUUUCGAAUCUGUGCGACGAACCGGACGACUCGCCGGAUAUUUAUACCGUGGACCGGUCCACGUAAUCGUCCGCAGCUUUCCCGCGAUGUUAACAAACAAAAUUAGGACGAAUUAGAACGAAUUUUGGGGAACCAUCGCGCGUCCACGAUCUCUAUUGCAUAUCCUCGUUCGGUCAGGCUACCGUUAAUCCCCUUUCGAUUCUCUUCAGAAGCCAAUUUUUCGAAAAUUAUAUAAAAAGAAUAUAUGAUACAAAAUUAUACUAUAUGAAAAGCAACGAGAAAGAAAAUACCCCUGGCGUAGGCAACCAAAACUCCAUGGUUAUCUAAUAAAUGUAUAGAGUUUGAAGCUUCGAUAUUUAAAAGUUUUACAUAAAUUUUAGAAAUAUUCAAAGGGAGGAGAUCUUUGUUAUAAUCGUCCCGGAGGAAUAUCUUCGUUAGGAAAUGAAAAUUGGUAAGAGAAAUAUAGAAAUGGAUAGCUGGUUGCCUACGUUAGGGUUAAAUGAGCCGCUUAUUUGCCAUUUUUAAAUCAGUUAACAGCACGUGACGAAAAACGAGGAAAAUUAACACGUUCCAUACGGUAGGAUCUCUACGACUCCUACCUUCCACGACGAAAACAAUUCGGUUUACUCGUUCCUAGAAAAAAAGAUGGACACUCAUUAAGUCGUUUAAAAAUAAAAAAAGAAAUAAAAAAGAACGACGUCGAUACGUAUACCGACGUCGUCGCCGUAUAACUUCCUCUUCCUCGACACAUGUGUCGACUUCGCAUUGAACGCGUGUUGAUCAAGUUAUAUAAGAUAAGCGUCGAUCAAGUGCUUCGACGCUAACAUUUCAGAAAUGUCGAAAAGCGGAGGUAACCACUUUGGCCUGUAAACGGCUCAAAUACAGGUGAACCAGUGGCAAGAAAUCGAAACGAAGAGGGGAACAGGUGCCGACCGAACGAUCCUCGACUUUCAAGGCCGCGCGACGGGAUUCGUCCGGUGCACGCACAACUAAACGCAAUAUCCACCAAGUGUUCAAAGUUGGUUCGGUGUGGAACGAAGAGAGGGUGGGUGGAGAGACGUUAGGACGAGGAGAACGAGUUGCUUCCCAAUAAAAGUAGGAUUUAAGGGGAAUCGGUCCAGAGUUGAGAUUAGGUACGCUGUAUCGGAACGAACAACACGGAGUGACAGAGACGUUUAAACAAAGAUUUGGCUGUGUCAAUGUCUCUAACGACUUUUUAUUCGUUCGUAACGCUUUCUUUUUUCUACUUGAACGAUUUCUAAACAAAGAAAGAGGGACGCAAUGGAAGAGUGAAAGGGAGGGAGAGAAUGUGGAAGGAAAAGUCGACGAGAAAGCCGGAGAGAAAGAGAGAGUGCAGGCGAGAGAAGAGAAUAAGAAGAGCGCACACCGGUUAGGAAAAGAGAGGAGAACACCACGUUCGAAAGUCGUUCACCGUCGUCGUUCGUUUUUUUGCGCUACCAAAGUUCGGUUUUCUUCUUUCCUGAGGCUUCGUUCGUCAGCUUCAAAAGAGACAUUUUCAUGUUAAAUCUUUACUGUUACCUCGGCGAUGAGGUUGUGCAGCUUCAUGCACGUAAGAUAUUAAUCACUGCCAAGGGAGAAGAGAAAAUUGGGAUUACUUGGAGAAUUUGACGUGUCAGCUUUUUUGUGGAAUUUCCAGGUUGAAAUUGUUCGAAUUGUGUCAAUGUGUUCGAUGAGAAAUGAGAUAAAAUGUAAUGUAAAUGGAGAAUGGUACAAUGGGCUUCAAUAUGGAAGCCCGAUAGGAUAAAUUCAUAUUAGAAAUUAUUGGAAAACUGUAUUUAAUGUUUGUUAGAAAUUGUAAGUGCGAUUUGCACAUAAAAUAUCACUGCCAGAAAGACUAAGAUCGUUUAUUAAGAAAUUCAACUUUUAGAACCUUGUAGAAUUUUUUAACGAAACUCGUUUUAACGGCUACGUAGAAGUUGUUUGACACGAGUGGAGAAGUUCGACAUCGUUGAAUUUUAAUUUCAUAUCGUGUCGAUAUCUUUUUUUAAGAAACUAGAAACCACGUGAUAUCUUGCGAUCGCAACACAGGAAUUGAAAAAUUAUACUUGCCUCUAUUUAGCAGAUGCAAUCUGCUGUAACUUUAUAAUGAAACGUUUCUCUUUUUCCAUUUUUGUGCUACAUUUAUGUAAUACAUCAUAUCUAAAUCUACACCGAUAAAGCUUCAAAAGAAGCUGUUUCAUUCGAUGGAGGAAAUACCACUUUGCUUGCAAAAAUUCCAUGUAAAGAUUAUAAAAGAAAAUUCACAAUCUACGCGAAACUUCUCCGUUCACAGCAAACGAUAUCUACAUAUUUAUUUAGGUAUAGCGCAAUGUCUGUCAAAGCAUAAAAUAAAAUAUAAAAAGAUAGAAGGCUUUUUUAAAAGACAUGUUGACACAGUUCAACCGCGAGAAAAUCGAUUAAACGAUGGUCGGAUAAAAUCAAGACAAACGAUCGAAACCGUAGGAAAGAAGAAAACUAACGGAGGAAAAAGCAAUCGUCGAUGCUUGAGGAGAAAUCGACACAAGUAGCGAUAGCAAGAAAAACACUUUUCCCGCCGUUCGUUGCAUUUUUCCUCGCCGCGAAUCGUCCUCGACUUUUUCUGCCAUUGUGCCAGCGAGUAAACGGAACACGCGUUUUCUCUUACGGUUCGAGAAAGAAAAACCUUUUCUUCGAAGAAGGUUUCCCUUCUCACUCGUUCAAGAGUACUUCCAUCUGUUCUAUUUUACCGUUGUUCGAUGGACGAACGGGACGACAACGUCGUACGGUAUUGCUUUCUCUACUUGUAAAACGACUCUUUCGUAGACGGGUUAUUCUAGGACAUGCAUUGCUGACUAUACACUGCGGGCCAUAAGUAUUAGAACACCGACUCGUUACAUUUAUUGAAAAGCUCGAGUAAAUUUUACUUUAUUAACAAGUGUUUUGCAUUCUAAGAAGGUACGUAUGAUGCGAACGAAGCAACAGAUUUACAAAUAAUUAGAAAUAAUUAGAAGAUGAAAGAGGCGAAGAACAUUCGAUUCUUACUAAAUAUCAUCGGGUGUCCUAACGCUUAUGGUCGGCUGUGUAAGUAUUAGGACACCUACUCGUUACUCGAUAUUAAUCUUUCGACCGGAUCAUUUCUUAACCGGAAUUUAUAAUCAGACAACUUUUGUAAUCGUUAAACCGUGGAUGUUCGUGCAUCAGUGAGAAAUUUAAAUGUGUCACAGUAUACAGAAUGUACGUAAUACAUGCGAAAAUAUACAAAAUAUCCAAAGCGAAAUACCCUUUGUAAUAUUUCAAAGACAAAAUUCUCUAUUUGAAAAGCAUUUAUUUAAUCGCGUCGAUAGAAAGAGAAAAUCGCGCGAACAUCCGCGAUCUAAUAAGCGUGAAACUAAAAGCAAAUGCAGACGAAUUAAUUACAGCCAGUACAAUUUCUAGGCCUUGUAAUGUAAACAAAAUGCAACUGAUUUUUAAGAGAAAUUAUGAGAACAUAUAUAAAAAUAGGACAUCUAUAAAUAGAGAGAUUAUUGUGUCCAAAAGAUUGUUAAUCCGAGUAACGAGUUAACUCAUCCUACCUCCUGGUUAAAUGGUUAAAGAUCUCUAAGAAAUUUUACUUUAUUUAAUAUUUUAUAUUAUAAGGCAUAUAUGAUGCGAAUUAAAUAAAAAUAAAAGCAGUAAAAAGCACUCGAUUUAUACUGAAUAUGAGCAAGUGUGGUAAUACUUGUGGCUGACGGAACCUAUACAGAAAAAAAGGAACAUCACUGGCCGGAUCGUUUUGGAAUUAAAAGAUCGUCUUUUCAAAAUUUUGAUACUCGUAUUGUAUUAUAUACACUAUACACAGCGUCCCGACAUUUGUAUACGUUUACAAAUUACCCUUUUUGCGGAGGAAAGAACGUCGAACCUCGACGAUCGACGUAGACGUUGAAUCUUAAGAAGCAUAUAAAAUAACAGAGAAAAAUAGAGGGAAGAUAAAAAAUGAAACACCGUGAAUCAUCAAGAGUUUUACGAUUUCAAGCUCGCCCAAAAACUCUGCAAUUUCUAUAAAUAAUAAAACUGCCAUUCUUUGAUAAUCACAUUCCUGAGAAGCGGAUCGCGAAUUUUUAUGCGUUUAUAUGAAAUUUGAUGAUGUUAAAAAUUAACGUAAUAUGCAAGAACGUGUAACAUAUUCAAAGUAUAAUACUCGUAACAAUAUUUCACGGGAAAAACAAUUUUCUACUUAGAUUUCGUUUAUUCGAUCACAUCCACGAAAACACGAAUUUAUUUGGAUAGAGAGAUAUUAGUAAAUUAAUCUACAUGAUUUUAAAGCAUAAAAAUGCGCAUUUUAUCGACGACAUUUAUCCACCUGAAUCGAUGCAAAUCUCUGAAUUUUCUAAUCUCACGAAUACCGAUCAUCGAUCGUCGAGUUCGAUGGAAAACAGUAUAAUUCUCGUAUCGUACAACGUUAGGCAGACAGCGAUCGCGCGUAAUCCGUAGUUCGAACGAAACAUUCGCGAUCCUCGAGUUGAUCAGUUCGAGGAAGCUACACACGCUUUUUGCACUAAAACUACAAUAAGACUGAGAAAACGUUUUUUAUACAUGUUGACGUGAGUCACGAACCACGACACCGUCUACGAGGGACUUUCUUGUAAUUCAGAAUCUUCGUGUGUUGCACCCUUGCGGUCUGUACGACCGAAAUAUCGAUGAACCAGCCAUACCGUGAUCUCUUCAUGGAGCUUACGACGGAAUUAAUACAGCCAAAUUCUCUGCGGAUGAUAUUUUUCACGUUUCUUCUAGCUCUGGCUUCUUCUUCGCAAACACGAGUCCAUGGAAUAUGUAAUGGAGCGAUGAGAAUGGAACAUAGUAGACGUGAAGAUGAGAAUUCGAAAGGGGAUGUUUAAAUUAGACUUAAAUUAGGCUUGUGCGAGAUUAGUUUGAUUAUCGAGGCUAUUUGCUGAUUUAUUACUGCCAGAACUUAGGAGUAAAUAUAUUUAUAGGAAAUGAACGUAGGAGAAUGGAAGAUAAUAAAUCUAUGGUGCUGGAGUUUCUUAAGUUUCCUAUGAUAUAAUAUUUCAAAACGCUAAAGUGAUUUAGAUGAAAGUUUAGGAUAUUACGUUCACUAUAUCUUCGUUUUCAGUCAAAUCAGGAAUAUAGAUGAUCGCGUAUGUAUUAAGACACCUUUUGCUUCAUCUUUUGGAUCAUUUUUUAUUCCUGUUUUUUAAUCGUUAAAAACAUUUCUCAAGUCAAAGACUGGUAUAAAGGAACCGUUAUUAAUAUGGAUGAUUUUGUUGCUUAAUAUUUCAAUUUUAUUCAAAUGACUUCUUUGGAACGUUAAAGUCCCUUCGUUCGUCGAAACGGAAGAGAUCGAAGAAUAUGGAAAUGUAGAAACCAUAACAGGAUUAAAUAUAAAUACCUAUUGCCUAAUUUAUACAGUCAUCUUCUCUCGAGAGUAAAUUGAUUUUUCUAUUUGUUAAUUUGCGAAAUUAAAACAAGCACCAGAUGUAACAGAAUAUUCGAAGAAAAUGGCGAGGAUAGACAAAGAUGAUCUUGAUUAAAUAUAAGUGUUAAUGUAACUGUGUCUCAUAAAACUAAAUUAAUCCUCUUACUUCCAACUGAUAAAUCGGUAGCAGAAAGAACUAAAAAUCUACAGAAAUAAAAUAAAAGAAAAAAAAAAUGUAUUCAAGCAAAAUGAAGGGAGUAGACAGCAAAAAUGGCCUCGAGCAAACGAGUGAAUCCGCACAGACUGUAUCUUCCCCUUCUCUACGCGUCUCACGGGAGGGACCCUGCUUUCCCGGGGUGAGAAUAGGAAUGUUGAGGGCGACGAGACGUGAUAUAACGCGUGAAUGUUUCGCUUUACAAAAAUAGUGCCUUUUUUACAAAGACUCUGUUGUUUGUGCCAAGUCGAGUUCAAGGAAUGCGAAUGCGUACACUCUCACAUAUAAACGUAUAACACACACGUAGACACGCAUAAAGACACAUUUUACACAGAUACACACGUAGGCGAAUAUCUGCGAGACUUACGAGAGAGGGAAGCGACCCAGGGGGAAGAUGUAGAUUUAGAAAGAACGAAAGGAAGAGGAGGGGGUAACGUUGAACUUAAAAAAUAAGAAGAUGAAGAGACUGACGAGUCGAGGGUGGAACGGCAAGGACGAAAGAUUGAAAAGCGUAGCGUUUGGUCGUCUGGGAUUUCUGAAAAGAUGUCGACGAAGAUUCGAUGAGAAUUCUUCUUUUACGAAAAUAUUAAGCUCGGAGACUUGAUAUUUUCUAGAUUCUUUAAAUCUGCUGCGAUUCUUGGAUUUCUAUAUUUCAAUAUUACUCUCAUUUUGGAUGACAAAUCUAGAAUGUUAAAAGAUUGUUCAGAAUGUUGUACGAAGAGGAUUUUAAAAAGUUUUAAGCAAAUAAACAUGCAGAAUUUAAUGACGUAUACGUUCCGAAAUACUCAAUAUAGCAUAUUCGGAAUAUUAUUGAAAUUGUCCUGAUGAAAGUUUCGAUAAUGAAUCGUUGUUUCGAUCCCCUGUCUCGAUGCGCCGAUCUCUGACCGGUGUUCUACCUUUUAGAAACAUCCUCGUUGCUCGCGCACGACGAUCUCGAAGAACAAAGAAAUAAAUAAAUAAUAGAACAAUGAAUAGGAAACGGGAGGAAGAACAGAGACUAGGAAGAAACUGAAAAUGAGGAGGUUUGCUAGAAAACGUAGAAAUAUCGAGCAUCAUUCUAUACACGCGCACAUACGGUAUGCCAGUAACAGCAGCAACAAAAGGAAAUAGGAAUAAAACGCACGUACGAACACGCACGAACAUAGUACACGGCCACGAUCAUAUUGAAACACAGAGAAUGAGAGCGGAAGAGGGUGCGUUUCUUUCUGGAGAACGGAGGUCGAACAAUUUACCUGUGAAAGUGUGACAGUGAGAGCGAGAUUGUUAUAUGUGUGUGUAUGAGACAGAAGAAGAAGAAGAGCACCGCGGGACUAACAUAAAGGAAAAGAAGAAAAAAAAAAAAAUGCAAAUGCCAAAAAGUGUUCCACUAAUUAAUGCCGCCGUGGAUCCCCAAAUUAGUACCUAUUAUAAAGAAAAAAGAAAGGAAAGAAAAUCGAAUGAAAUUGCGAGUAAUAAUCGAGUACAUAUGUAGAAUGUGUGCUAAAGAAAAUGAAGGAAAAGAAAAAAAAUAUGACGAAAGGAAAAGAAGUUAAUAUAUUAACUUUAGUUACGGUUAUAUAUAUAUACGCAUAUUAUAUUCGUGUAUAUAUAUAUAUAUAUAAGUGUGUGUAUAUACAUGUGUGUGUAUGUGUGUGUGUGUGUACACACACGAGCGAAUGAGAAGCACACGGACACGCGCUGUACUGAUCAAUCGUUCGCACAACGAUUGUCAUAAAUUAUAAUACACAUACAUCAUACGUACACGUGUCAUAUAUAUACAUAUUAUACACAUAGGUACACACACACACACACAGAAGUUCUGUUUUAUCGUCAUCCCUCCAGUCUAUCAAUCUUCGCACAUGAAAAGAUAUUUCGAGACUGCGUAUUGUACAUACCAUAAAUAUCGUACAAGAUAUACAUACAUAUACAUAAUUAUAUAUGUAUAUUAAGACGGAUGAUAAAUACACUUAGCACUAACAUGAUUACCCUAUAUCAUUAAUAUGAUUAUUAUUACAUGAGAUGAUAUUAAUUAACUGAUAGUAUUAUACCUGUUGUCCUGAUCAAAGGACAGACGCGGUUUUUCAUGGUAGAUCUACCUACUUCCCCUAUCCCGAUCCUCCUCCCCUCUCCUUCCGCGCCGACAAUUUUAGGAGGAAAUUGAAAAUCGUUAUACAUAUAUACAUAUAUAUAAUAUACAUAUAUAUGGAGAGAGAGAGAGAGAGAGAGAGAGAGAGAAAGCGUUAUCACACUUUGAUUUUACCGAUAAUCGUUAAAUAAUCGUCAUUGAUAUAAACGAUAAGGAUUAUUAUUAUUAAUUAUUAAUAUUAUUAUUAUUAUGAUUAUUAUAUUAUAUCAAAUUGUAUUAUUAUUAUUAAUAUUAUUAUCGUCAGCAUCGCCGUUGUCAGGGUCGUUCCGUCGGCCCUCCAUCGUUCAUCGUCGCGAGAUCAUCGUCAUCCUCAUCGUUUCAACCUGAACGCCGGUUUCUUCCGAUUUCUUAUCUCUUUUGCUCGCCAUUUUUUCUUUCUCUUCUUCGCGAAUUCGUUGAGUUUCAUUCGAGAACUUUCUCCUUCCAUUUUUGUUUUUCAAUUCUUUCUUCUAAUAAUGUAAAUUCCCAUAAUUUGAUCGUGGAAAUUCGCUCCCUUCUUCCUUCGAACCCGCUUCUUCGUCGCAGGCCCGAUUCCUUCUCGUUGCCGAAGAAUGAUCUCAAUUGAAGAAAGGAAGAUUCGAAGACAGGAGAUCGUAUCGUCCCGUGAACGAUAGCCGAUUUAUUCGAACGAUCGCUACGUUCGGGGCGAGCUGUCUUUGUCUCGCACCUUCUGACGAUGGCGUCUGCGCGCGGCGCGCCAUUUAGACACGUAUAACGAUUCCUUCCACCUGUUUUUCAUUUUUCUAGAAACGUUCUAAGAGUCGUGGCUGUUCGUGGAAGGAACCCUUGCACGAUUAUCAUCUUGUCCUUCGGGAAGAAGGGGUAAUAUCAACAUUUCCUUUCGAUUUAAAUAUCUCUUCUUCUCCAGCAACGAUGAUUCCAAUGCGCGGCACGCGUGGCGUUAUCUUCGAUAAAAAUGUGAUUCCCCGAUUUUACGAGCGUCUCCUGCAAAUUAGACUGAUUUAAAAAAAUGAACUAAAAUUCGGGGAAUCGAUGAAGAAGAAAAAUGUUCUUUGAACAUAAUGUUUGAAGCGGCUUGUAGGAUUUUGCGAGAGUUUAAAAAUAGUGGAGUCUUUGAUGUAGAUCGAGGAUCUCGGUGCCAGAGAUGCGUGAGAAGAAGAAGCACCGAAUCCUGUUAUCGAUGUUAUCGUCCUUUAUUGUCCCCCUUUUCCCGUUACUUUGAGGCGUGCGUGUACAUGUGUGCUCGGUGAGAGUAAUGCGCGUGCGAGCGUAGGCGAUCUUGAAUGGAGUUGAAUCGAAUAAUCAGCUUCGAUAUCGACGACUAGCCAUUGAAUUUCUUUCUGUUUCCUGUCUUUUUCCUAGGUAAAUCGAGUAACUACUGUUCGAAUGAUAUUUUGACGUUGCACAUCGCAGAAAAAUAGUGUUGCAGGCCAUCUAUGUCUUUAGAGCUGCACUUGUGAUAAUUGGUUAAUAUUAUUUGACAUAAUUUUUAACGAAACCUUCUUCGAAGCUCAUAGAUAUAUAUAUAUAUAUGAAGGAUUUCUCGAUUUAUUUAACCUGUAAAUAAAGUUAGGUUUAAUCCAACCAAUCAGUUUUACGGUAUAUUAUACGGUCGAUCUUCUAUUAAAUUAAGAACUUUUAUGAAUGUAAAGAAAUGUAAAAGUUAUAGAAAAUACUUUCCUUCGAUUAUUACUGCAACACUGCUUAUUUAAUGUUAUUUCGUUUUAAUCACUUUUGUAAUACCACAUUCGAGAAAAUCGAAUCUGACUAAGUUGAAAUUGAAUGUUCGAUUCGACGACCAAAGGGCGAGCCGAGUAGUGCGAAACGCUCGCACGUGUCCCAAAAGAAACUUAUAGCGAACUUGGCCAUUGAAUGUUACCGAUGUUCUUCGAGCACAGUGAAUUCACAAGCGAGAACUGUGCGGCUUCGAACUCUGAAACGUUCGUGCGCUUUCUUGAAUUUGAAAUUACGAUAAAGUAGACACAAAUUGAUCAUGAUAUAAAUCUCGUACAAAUUCAAGGACGCGAACGGCCUUCUGCUCAAAGCAAGUGUUACCAUUCUGCCGAGCACAAUUUGAUCUUGUAUAAAUAAUUAUUAAUAAAAUUAAGAAGAUGCCAAUAAAUUACUGUAUAGUUAAAAAAAUAAGUAAUUGUAUAGCUACUCUUAAUUUACUUAUCGUACGUAUAUUUCGAACGAUCGUUGUCAAUUCGUCUCUUCGGAUCCAAUAUGGCGGACCAACUAUGGCAGUCGUUCUAAUAAAAGGAAGAAAAAAAGGUCAAGCGAAAAAAGCGUUUCGAUAGUGAAAUUUUAUGAAGCAUUUGUUAAAGAUAGUGUGUCUGUAUUUUCAAAGCUAUUCGUUGGUUAUUGCAUAAUAAUCUACAAGCUCAGAUUGUGCGCGGCCAUCAUAACAUUUAUUAGUGACUAAAAAACGCGCUGUUGCAUACUCGAAAUGUUCGCUUCGUAAUUUAUUGUAACCGUUAAAGAAGGAGAGAAAACGAAAAAAAAAAGAUAGCGAGAGAUUGUCGAAAAAGCUGUUUAUCGAGAGAGAAAAAAGAAAAAGAUUUAUUAUAACGUAGUUCUUCCUCGAACUGAUGUUGAGAAAUGUGAAAAAAAUAAAAGAAUUAAAUUAUCGACAUCGUGUGCCGGAUCAAAAAAUAUGGACGGGGAUGUAAAUAGAUGGCGUCGCUGGCUGUGCUGUGCAAAUUGUUGAAUAGCGAUGUGAUACACACACAUAUAUAUAUACAUAUAUAUGUAUAAAUACAUGAUACAUAUGUAUACAUAUAUAUUUACAUAUACACUAAUUUGCGGACGCGGUAUUACCUCCAAAAAAAAAGAUUGUAGAACUGCAAAGGCUGCUAUUGCAACAGAAACAUAAUUCGAUGGCAGAUUCACGUUAUCGGACGCCAUUGAUUCAAGUAAAGAACGAAUAAACGAUUGAACGACUCCUCGGCGUUUUAACUUUGCGAUAGGAUCAAUGUGAAAUAACAUUCGAAAUGUGUGCUUGUAUCGAUAUUACGUUAUCGGAUAAUGGAUCGAACUAUCGAUGUUGCUCUUACACUCGAAGCCAACUUCAAUCGAAAACAGAUGAGUGUAACGAACGCAAUGGCGACUUUUGCAAUGAUACAUGUUCAUACCGUAUACAUGCAAGCCAUGGUCGUGCGAACUGUAUUCGAUCAAAUACGACAUAUUCAUCGUCUUCGUUCUUGUGCUCUUCGUUCACGUCGUGUUCGUUUCAUUUUCAUGCACUGUCAGCCAUGCGAGGGAACGCUUGGGGACAUCUGACAUUUGAUUCGCGAUUUAAAGCCACCAUGGAAAAUACGAGAAAAGAAAAGGUGCAUAAAAGGACACGUGAACUGAGUGGCGCAAUUCUUCGAUAAAUUCGCUUUUGAAUAAAGUAGAUAGCACCAUAGAUUUAAGAAGUGUUAACCGCAGAUGCCGUGUUGAGAAAAUGGGCCUCGUUGUAAAAGAAAUAGGGAUGAGUAACGGGAUUUCUCUUUCCUUCCCUAUCUAUUAAAAACAAAUAUCUGUUAGAAAGAGAAAGGAAGGCAACGUUAAAUAUCUUUAUCUCUCUUUCAACGAGGACCGCACUCUUCAUAAGACACCCACGGUCUAUACUUCUUACAUAUGUCCAUGGAUAGGAUACGUGUAAGUGAAACCACGUUCCAAUUCGAGCGGAGACCACGCAUUUCGAUUUCGAUAUAUCGUCUCGAUUCAACAAAUCGGACGCUGUCCCCCCGUGUUCACGUCGAAAUAGCGCGUCGCGAAUCGCGCUGGAAUUGGAACGAAUAAUCGGAAACGAUCUUUGUGGCGGAGCGUGUGAUUGUUGAAGCGGUUCGAGCCUCGAGAUAUUCGAGAAUCAAACUCGCCUUUAAUCGGUCAACGUCGAGUCGAGGAGAACGGUUCAUUAGUCUCAAUUACUAGUUGGAAUGUCUCUCGUGGUAAAACAAGAGAGGCGCGCUAAGCUUGAGCUCGUAUGUAUAGUCGCAAACAAUCGACUUUCGAUCUAUCGUUGUAAUCACUGCCAUGUCGGCGACGCAGAGUCAGUAAACGAUGGCGAUUUUGUGUAGAGAGAUACAUACUUCGUUGAUUUGAACCCACGAAGCGAUGCGCGUUUACGAUAUUGUAUUUUAUUGUUAUUUUUCUGCUUCGCGAUGCAUUUACUUUUAUUCCGAAUUAAAAUAUGAAACACUUGCGAAUUUUUCUAGCAAUAAUUCCUUUUUUUUCUCUUAAAUUAUUCACUUAUUUAAAUAAAGUUACUACCACCCAAUUCACCCAGUACUUUAUUCAUUGAGUAUUAACAUGCUAUAAUAAAGUGCGAUUAAAUAUUCAAAUGAAAUUAUCGUAUUAUUUUAUGGACCGCAUCGUGUGUGGCUUCAGCAACAAAGUGGCGUUUCUUAUUAACUGUGUCUCGCAAACAUUCUAUCGCCGGAACAACAUUGUGUGUCCGGUUUGUUAAGAGACUUAAGUCUCUUUACAAUAAAUCUCACUUCUCAAGAAACUUCCGAUUGAGCCUUCGAAGUUACUCCAUAUGAGCUACUUCUUAGGAGUACCAUUAUGGACGUUGUAUCGUGGGCGGAGCUCCAAUGCUGGUAUUAGAGAGUUGCUGGCAACUUACGAUUAAAGAUGUGACCAAAUAGACGAUAUUCCCUUUCGAUUGCGUCUUUUGAUUCGCGAAUUAUAUUGGAGAUUGAGAGGUACCAGUGGAGCGCUGUCCACGAAACUGGUUCAUUUGUUUCUUAUCUGUAGCAUCACCAAUUCAUAUAAUGCGUCAACCUCGAACGAUUCUGAAGCAGCGAUUUUCAACAUUUUCAUCUCACAGAACACAUAAAUUGAUUAUUAAAAUUCUGCGGCAUGACAAAAAUUAUAUUGUUUUAGCUGUUGUCAUUCUUUUAUUUGACAAUCUAAGAAAAAAGAGGCCAAUGUCCUUAAUUAAAUAGUUAGAUACUGCAUCUUUCAAAAAUUUUUACGGCACAUGGUUGAAAAUCGCUGUUGUAGAUUCUAGAGCAUAAGAAGUGCGGUGAUCGGAGAUUUUGGUCACUCGAUGUUCACAAGCGGAACCCGGUCACUGCUGCGCAAUACACAGGCGCAGUCGUCGCUGGCGGGCAGCAACAUCGGUUCGAUGCGAUGGGUCGAAUCUAACCUUUCGAUCUUCUCUGAUUUCGUUUAAUUUCUUACGAUAUCAUAUAAUUAUUAAACGAUAAUGAUUCUUAUGUAAGAGCUACUACGCAUAAGGGUGUUAUAUGUUACGUUUCUCGAAUUUUGUAUGGGCCAUACGAAACUUUGUUCCUUAGAACAUUGUUGAGUGGAAAAAAUAUCUUUCGCACUGCAUUCCUUAUGCACAUUGCGUGCUGGAAUUUGGUGCAUUUAUCAUAAUUGAGCAGGCAUUAUUACGAUUGUGUUAUAAAAUAACAAACAGGAAAAUGAAAGUGGAAGAAAUAAAAAGAGGCGCAUGUGCAUUUAUAAAAGCGAAAGGAAUUCAGGGAGAGGUAUGAGAUAACACGCGUGAUUGUACAUGUGUGUAUGAAAGAGGAAGAGAAAGCAUUUGCAAACGAUCAUGUUUAUUCUUCACCAACUGUACGCAAUAUGAAAUUGAGUAUACAAAGCAGAGCAGCGAGAACCAUUUGUCCUAGUCCUAGUAUUCAAACUCAUCACCAUAAUUUAUAACCGAUUUCAAUUUAAAUCUAAUAAAAUGAUGUUAUAAUACCAAA